Molecule: messenger RNA, 441 nt
Organism: Acaulospora morrowiae
Lineage: Eukaryota; Fungi; Glomeromycota; Glomeromycetes; Diversisporales; Acaulosporaceae
Source: the annotation of a GenBank genome assembly
UGGCGAAAACCGCUCCAAUGCUGACCGCGAGGAUAAAACGGAUCGCUCCGGGACUAGUCGUGCUGGCAAAUCAUGCGAUUUUUUAUAUUGGGGCUCGUCUCGAGAAGCUGGCAAUGGUGAGAAUAGCGGGCCAACUCACAAGGAUAACCAUGACAAGUCGAAGAUAAACUUCGUUGAUACGAUCAAAGUUUCCAGAGUACAGCAUAUCGAACUUGAGCUUCAAAUUAUCGAACAGAGCGGGAAAAAUCCUCUGCCGGAGUGUCUACAAAAAGCAAUGACUGGAGAUCUGUACGGAGUUUGGGAUUGGGCCUCGGAGUACUUACCAACGAAAGAUACAGACGUGGGAGAAGUUGCUCUACUAUGUAAAAGAUUUUUGGUUUACGGGGACGGAUGUCAACCAUUCUUGCUAAGAGGUCUAAAACCUUCAAAGACAAAAAAAUA